Messenger RNA from Pelobates cultripes (western spadefoot toad), 1809 nucleotides. Lineage: Eukaryota; Metazoa; Chordata; Amphibia; Anura; Pelobatidae. The record is from the annotation of a GenBank genome assembly.
AUGUCUGAAUCUUCACCAGGAUCUGGUUAUGAGGAGAAAACAGUGGAAGGAAAACGGUUAUGCACUGACUGCCUCCACAAGGUUCAGCAUGACCUAUCACUGUGCAGCCACAUGACAUGCGGGCAGGGCUUACAAAGUAAGUUCCAGAGGCCUUAGUGGUAAGAAAAGAGGCCAGGCUUUGCCCUGUGGAGGAAGUUAUUUCCAACCCCUGAACUACACCUCCUAAGUUGCAAACUUAUGGAUCAUAGGUGGACACAGACCUGUCCAAAAUGUUACGCCUACCAUUGCAGGAGGUCAGCCAGCUGUGGCUUCUGCUGUUGUUUCUACAAACAUGAAAUAUGUGAUUAAAGAUCUAAAGGCUACUAUGGAGAGAGAUAUUAAAAGCCAAGAUUGAAGAGGCAGUCUGACUUCUUCACAGAAACUUCCCUAGAUGUAACUAGGAUAUUCACUGGAUCAAAUGGUUUUAUCUAUAGCAGCUAAGAAAGCAUUAUGGUUAUGUUUCUGGGAUGAUGACUCAUCCUCCAAGUCUGCCCUCUGCACCAUUCUAUUUGAAGGGGUGGUGCUGUUUGGGAAAACUUUGGAUAAUUCCAUUGAAAAGGCGAAUGAGGGCUGCAAGAUAUUUGUACCUUAGGACGGAAGUUCCAAGGAUCCCAGCUCCUCAUAGUCUGACCAGAGAAGCUCCAGUGACCAGUAUUUCUGAGGUACAUGGAGCUAGUGACCCUGCAGGGAAUACUCCAGAGGUAACUCAUGGCAGUUGGUAAACCUGCCUUUCAAGGUUCUAAUGGAGCUAUUAAGCAGUUGUUUUGCUCUUCAGCAAUGAACAUGUCUCCUCCAGUACCAGGAGCCUAAUUUUUCUGAUCACAUACCUGGGCUCGUCAUACUCUGGAGGCUUGAGUGGUAUCCAUAGUCCAGAUUGAUAUAGACUGGAGUUUUUUCUUCAGGCACAGGAGUCUCCAUACCAACAGGAGUAUUAAGACCAAUGAAUCAAAUGGUAAAGCACUGAAGGAAGAAGCCUUCUGGACGAAGAGGUGAUUUUUGUUUUUAGGUCCCAGAACAAGAGCAGUUCCAGGGACAAGUUAUGCCUCUCUUCUGGUACUAAGAGGAAAAGCACAUGGAAGCCUACACUGGACCUAAAAGGGGGCCAGUAAGAGGCUGAAUGUCAGUCAUCGGGAUGGAGUCAAUCAGAUCCAUAUCUCAAGCAAUUUGGAAGGAUAAUUUCCUUAUCUCUAUAUAUCUCAAGGAUGCUUACUAUCAGUCCAAUCUGCAGAGAUCUUUGGCAUUAGUUCGGAAGAGAACUUCCAAGUUAGUGCCUUACCAUUUGGCCUCAAUGCGGCCCCAAGAAUCUUUAUAUGUGCUUAUAGUGAUAUUGAGAGUCCAGAACACCAUCUGGUUCCAUUAUCUGGAGGAUCUACUUCUGAUAGCCUUAGACCCUCAGAAGGCAGGCACACAGAGGAAUAUAGUUCUUUCAGAACUCCUAAAGUUUGGCUGCUUGAUGAAUAUCAAGAAAAGCAGUUUCACACCAGCUCAGUGGUUGACAUUCCCGAGUGGAAAAUUCUAUGUUCUGCUUUUCCCUAUCUCAGGAACAGUUCCACAGAUUGUGAAGGUUUUCUCUCCCAGUUUCUUCAUUUCUGCUUGGUAACAAUCCUGGCUUCCACCAGCAGACUUGUCAGAUGGGCCCAAUGGCAUCUCUGGAUUCCUCACAGAUCCUUCCUAUCUUGGUUUAACAAGAGAAAGAUUAUUGGAGCAGCCACUGACUUUGUCCCCAUCAGUGGAGUUACACCUUACCUGGUAGCUGAAAAGGGAGAAUAG